Molecule: messenger RNA, 1772 nt
Organism: Lactuca saligna
Lineage: Eukaryota; Viridiplantae; Streptophyta; Magnoliopsida; Asterales; Asteraceae
Source: the annotation of a GenBank genome assembly
AAUUAAUCAAAUGUGAACCACAAAAUUUUCAUUCCAGAUGCGAACACAGUUUAGUUCUUGAACUCUAAACUUGCGAAAUCAAAACUUUCUGUUUUAUGGCUGUUUAUAGCAUUUAACUUUUAUUUUCUGUCAAAUUUAGCAUCUUACUUGUGUACUUUUCUGUUAUAGUGACAAUGGCAGAAACAAAGAUCACUUUCAUUAGAGACUUGGACAAUAUGAAUGAUGAUUACACAGUAAAAGUGUCUAUUAUCCGGCUGUGGAAAUCACUUUCAGAUGGCAACCCCACUAUUGUCAGAUCAAUUGAGAUGAUACUCAUGGAUGAAAUGUCUACAAAAAUCCGAGCAAGUGUGUAUCCAAGAGAUUUUCAAAGGUUUGAGUCCAAAUUGAAAGAAGAUCAAGCUGUUUACAUCCGGUCCCCCACUAUCGCUCCUAACAAAUACACUUUUAAAAUAAGUGAUGUAACCUCCAAGUUAAAUUUCCAUAGAAGAACAACUGUUAACGAGUGUCUACACUUUCAAUCCAAAACAAAAUAUGGAUUUUCUUUUGUUUCUUUUGAAACAAUUAUCUCUGCAACAACUACAUCUAAUGAAUCAAUUGAUAUUAUUGGUGAAGUUGUUUCAUUAGGAAAGCUUGAUUCCCGUGAUGUCAGCAAAUCUCUACAUAGGUUGCCUUUACAAAUAAGAAACUUAGAAGGUUUGCAUGUUAAUGUUACGUUGUUUGGAGAUAUUGCAUACCAGUUAAUUUCUUAUCUUGAAUCUCAUAAAGAAGUUGGUUGUAUGAUUGUCCUUUUGCAAUUUGCAAGAAUUAAUGUCUAUAACGCAACACCUUCUGUGAACAGUUAUUUUGAACACACACGGAUGUUCAUAAAUGCUAAUCUUCCCGAAAUUGUUACAUUCACAGAUAGCUUGGUUGGAUUAAGAGGACUUCAAAACCCUUCUGCUUCUUUGACUGUUGAAAGCUCUAAAUCAUAUUCGGAAUUUGAUGACUUUUUGAAUAACUACAAAGUUAAAAAUGUUGUCGAUUUGAUAGAACCACAAGAGGUCGGCCAAUAUAUCAUUGUCGGGACCAUUUAUGGUAUUCGCCAAGAUAUUGAUUGGUAUUAUGAUGCGUGUACAAACUGUGGAAAGAAAGUUCAAACAGAAGAUUUGUUCAGUGGUGCAGAUAGUGGUGAUGCAAGUGUUGUUUUAAAAUGCAAUGGUGAUAAUUGUAAAAAUAAGACGAUCUCUUCUGUUCCAAGGUAUAAAAUACCUAUUCGUGUGCAAGAUGAUUCUGGAACAAUCACUCUAACUCUCUUCGAUAGAGAUGCUUAUAGAAUCGUCAAAAAACGCGCACGUGAUCUUAUAGAUAAAAUCAAACAGAUAGAUGUUAACAGUUUUAAUGUAUCCAAUAACUACAAUCGGUUUGGGAUACUUGGCGUUUCGGUUGAUAGUAACGUUAUCGAUGCUUUGGAAAAAAAGUUAGCUGUCGAGGCAGGUAGUCCUGCAAAUGCUGAUGAUACAGAAAUCGCAUCUCAUGAAGUAUCUCAAGAAACAAAGUCCUUAAAGGAUGCGAUAUCGCAAACAGGUGAUAAUUUGACCCCAACAUUGCCCGACAAAUUUGAAGCUACAAGUCCGUUCAAGUAUAAUUCCCCAACAACAGUAAAAAAACGAAAUGUUGGAGAUACCAUUGAUGUUGAUGAUUAUGAUAAUGUGACUUCAUCCACCAAGGUCCCUCGAUUGAAUUCUAAAGUUGAUGGCAACACAGGUCUAUUAAUACCAAAGCUCGAAAAGUAA